Molecule: messenger RNA, 501 nt
Organism: Dentiscutata erythropus
Lineage: Eukaryota; Fungi; Glomeromycota; Glomeromycetes; Diversisporales; Gigasporaceae
Source: the annotation of a GenBank genome assembly
AUGACUAAAAGAAAGGUUUAUAAGAAACAUUUUAAUUACAACAUUGAUUACUCUGUUAUAACCGCUUUACAUAGUAGCAAACUCAGGAGACUUAGAAACUCAUUUAUUAUAUACAGAACUGUUAUUUACUACUACCUUAAAGUCAAUAAUUUCACUUAUUCUUGCUCUGCUGUCUCUAAGUUGGCAAGCAAGUUGUGGAAAAACGAGUCAAAAAACAUUAAAAAUGUAUAUAAGCAAUUGGCCAAUGAAGCCAAAAGAAGUUCCAAGGAGACCGGAAUUGUGAAUUGCACGGAAUCGCAAUCCAGAAUUAGCAAUACAAUUAUCAACUCACCACAAGAUAUUGCCACAAUUGUCAAUGAUAACACCUUUAGCGAAGGUUCACGAAAUUCAUAUACCGACUUAUUGGCUAAUCAUUAUAAUCAGAUUCAAAAAUUAGAAAGGAAACUAUCUGAUACACUUAAGAUAAUAGCGUUAAUGAAUAAAUUAAUUAUUGAAGCAUAG